Mixia osmundae IAM 14324 is the source of this 1785-nucleotide messenger RNA. RefSeq lists its product as uncharacterized. Bases 1 to 1785 code for a protein of 594 amino acids. The record is from RefSeq and is a predicted model, not a curated record. The transcript is spliced from 2 exons. Lineage: Eukaryota; Fungi; Basidiomycota; Mixiomycetes; Mixiales; Mixiaceae.
AUGGCAGGAGCAGAGAACCCGUUCGAGGAUCUCUUCAGACGGGCUGAUGGCCUGCUCCAUGACUCUGUCGCCUUCAUGGCCGAGCAGACCGAGCAUCUCGAAGAGCUGGGCGACCGCGUGGCAACGAGCAUUUCCGAGUGGACUUCUAUCGUUGUCGAUCAUCUCUCGCUCCAUGGCACUCUGCCCAUGCCCGGACUUCCUCAUCUGCCCUCAUCCAAGUCGGUCAAGAUACCCAUCAGAUCAGCACCCGAGCCGCCCAGACAGCUCUCGCGCUACGAAUCUUUCGUGGGCCUUAUCAAGCAUCGACCUUACCUCUGGACGCUCGUCUUCACCUCUGCCCUCGCAGGCACCACGACUUAUCUCUGGAUCUUCAAGCCUCAUCUCUUGGCGUCUUUGCCCCUCAUUGGGGACAGGCUGCCCCUCGACCGUUCAAAGCGAGUAGCCCCGCUGUCUGUCCGGCGAGUCCGUCCGCGCAUCUCUGCCGGUACGGACCAGAGACUCGAAGCUGUCAUCGUGCUCGGAUGCGAUCGGGGUACGCUCGGUCGCUCGAUAGCGCUCUUCCUCGAGCAGAGCGGCUUCAUCGUCAUCGCUAGCGUCAGCCAACAGGACGAUGUCAAAGUACUCGAAAGCGAAUCUCAGGGCUACCUCAAGGCGGUGUACCUCGAUCCUACCCAACCUUCUACGCUGUCGCCGUACCUGCGAGGCCUGUCAAACGCGCUCUCGCUCGGCUACCCGCUCAAGCGCGCUGGAGAUCCGUACAGCUCUGCAAAGGACAUGCCAGCAGUGACCAGCCUGGUCAACUGUCUGCCCGUGCUCGAGCAUUGCGUCGAGCGGCCGGAAGCUUCCAUCACCCCUCUGGAGGCCAUGCCUGCCAACGAUGCUUACCAGUCUCUGUUCAGUCUGCUCACGACGACCCAUGAAUGCCUACGAGGUAUUCUGCCUCUGAUGCGCACUGUGGGCAAACGACGCGACAAUACAGAUUCGGCCACCAUCUUGACUCUCGUUCCUGCAACGAGCUCUCGCCUCGUCUUACCUUUCUUAGGCAGUCAGAGCACAGCCAUCAAUGCUCUCGUCAGCAUGCUCGAUACCUUUAGGCGAGAGCUACAAUGUGCAACAGUCAGCAAUGGCGACAAGUCUAUCGUCAAUGUCAACUUCAAGUUGCUCGACGUCGGCUUUGUUUUCCCUGAAGGCCAGCUUUCGGCCAAGCGCCAUCCGAGCGCGCAAUCUGUCAUCUCUGUCGAUUCCGCUAGCUCGCAAGGCUCCUUUGCCAAUGCCGCGCACGCACGAGAUCACAUCAAGGAUCUUCCACGUCAUCUACAACACCUAUAUGGUCCAACGCUGACCCUGAGAACGCUGAGACCGCCCACGGAAGCGACUUCUGGCUCGAAGCAUCAUCACAAGCGAGCACAAGUCAAGAGCAACAGAGCGCUAGAUCAGCUGAAGCAAAAGGUGCUCGACACGCUUGUCUCGCCUUCGAUCGCAGUGUCGCCGAUGCGAUGGCUCAAUCAAGGCGGACUCCGAAGCAGCGUCGGCCCGAGGAGCUCAGCUUACUGGCUAGCGGGCAUGCUGCCGACUCGAUUCGUCGACACAUGGCUCACUGCAGUCGAUUGGUCGCUCUCCAAUAUCGCGAGGCGACAAGGCUUGAUCGUCGAGUCCAAUCAGGACAGGGUAAGAGGAGAGGAACAGGCCGAGUCACUCAUUGCCCAGCUGACCCAAUCUCGCGAGGAAGCUGCUCGUCGACUGCAUGCCGAAUCGGACCUCGAGGCUUCCUAUGCUCACGUUUAG